GGGGCGGUGCUGGGGAACUACAGGUUCGGACAGCGGCAUGGCUACCUUGCGUGUCCUGCUGCCCCGCGUCCGCAGUACCCUGCGGCCCUGGGCCGGCUACCCGGCGCUGCGUUCCUUCGCCUCGGGUGCCAACUUUGAGUAUAUCAUCACAGAGAAGAAGGGGCAGAGUAGCAACGUGGGGCUGAUCCGGCUGAACCGCCCCAAGGCACUCAAUGCACUAUGCAACAGCCUCAUGAUGGAGCUGAACCAGGCACUGGAAGCCUUCGAGGGAGACCCGGCCGUGGGGGCCAUUGUCCUCACUGGUGGGGAGAAAGCCUUUGCAGCGGGAGCUGACAUCAAGGAGAUGCAGAACCACAAGUUCCAGGACUGCUACUCCAGAGGGUUCUUGAGCCACUGGGACCGAGUGACCCACGUGAAGAAGCCAGUGAUUGCUGCCGUCAAUGGUUACGCACUGGGUGGGGGCUGUGAGCUGGCCAUGAUGUGCGACAUCAUCUAUGCAGGCGAGAAGGCACAGUUUGGGCAGCCCGAGAUCCUCAUAGGAACCAUCCCAGGCGCUGGGGGCACACAGAGGCUCACGCGGGCUGUUGGGAAGUCACUGGCGAUGGAGAUGGUCCUCACCGGAGACCGGAUCUCAGCCCAGGAGGCCAAGCAGGCAGGUCUCAUAAGCAAGGUCUUUCCUGUUGAGACUGUGGUUGAAGAAGCCAUCAAGUGUGCAGAAAAAAUUGCCAACAAUUCUAAAAUUGUGGUAGCAAUGGCCAAAGAAUCUGUGAAUGCAGCUUUUGAAAUGACAUUAACAGAAGGAAAUAAGUUGGAGAAGAAACUCUUUUAUUCAACUUUUGCCACCGAUGACCGGAAAGAAGGGAUGACUGCAUUCAUGGAGAAGAGAAAGGCCAACUUCAAGGACCAGUAGGAGCUAGCUGACUCGCCUUAAAAUCUUUAUCUGAGUAGGAAAAAUAUGUCUGUCAGUUUGAGAAGCAAAUAAAUCCUAUUCUUUUAAAGGACACAAUAAGUG
This is a messenger RNA of Loxodonta africana (African savanna elephant), 1012 nucleotides long. RefSeq names its product enoyl-CoA hydratase, short chain 1 (gene ECHS1). NCBI's taxonomy places the organism in Eukaryota, Metazoa, Chordata, Mammalia, Proboscidea, Elephantidae. The transcript is spliced from 8 exons. The record is from RefSeq and is a predicted model, not a curated record. Gene Ontology annotation, cellular component: mitochondrion. Gene Ontology annotation, molecular function: enoyl-CoA hydratase activity. Gene Ontology annotation, biological process: fatty acid beta-oxidation. Bases 38 to 910 code for a protein of 290 amino acids.